Molecule: messenger RNA, 4053 nt
Organism: Fundulus heteroclitus (mummichog)
Lineage: Eukaryota; Metazoa; Chordata; Actinopteri; Cyprinodontiformes; Fundulidae
Gene: plk3
Product: polo-like kinase 3 (Drosophila)
Exons: 15
Coding region: 152-2158 (668 amino acids)
Biological process (GO): mitotic cell cycle; protein phosphorylation; Golgi disassembly
Cellular component (GO): spindle pole; centrosome; nucleus
Molecular function (GO): protein binding; ATP binding; protein serine/threonine kinase activity
Source: RefSeq, a predicted model, not a curated record
CGCUCAGACACGCCAGAUGGAGACAACCGGAUCAGAGGGACAUGAUAUAGAGCGUCGUUCUUCUUUUUGAGAGAGAAAAAAAACGCAAGAGGAAGGAAUUGUACACGCACGGAGGGGAAAAAAUAGGAAAAGAAGCCGAUUUCUAUAUCGAAUGGACUCCGGUCGCUCAACCGCAGCGCAGCGUCUUCCGUGCCGCAACAUGAACGCGGAUUUAUUCAAGCCCGUCCCGGAGCGCGGACACCACCACCAGUCCACCGCCUCGACGAAGAACAACAGGAAUAAACCCGAGCAGAUCAAGCCCGAGGUGGCCCAGGUGGUGACGGACGCCAAGACGGGAAGGUCCUACAGCAAAGGGAAGCUUCUGGGCAAGGGUGGCUUUGCACGAUGCUACGAGAUGACAGACCUUUCCAACAACAAGAUGUAUGCUGUGAAGGUGAUUCCACAGAGCAGAGUCUCCAAGCCACACCAGAAGGAAAAGAUCACGAACGAGAUAGAGCUCCACAGAUCCCUGUCGCACAAGCAUGUGGUGAAAUUCUCCCAUUAUUUCGAGGACCAUGAAAACAUCUACAUCUUCCUGGAGCUCUGCAGUCGGAAGUCCCUGGCGCACAUCUGGAAGGAGAGGCGCACUCUGACGGAGCCAGAGGUGCGAUACUACCUCAGGCAGAUCAUAUCCGGCCUCAAGUACCUCCACAGCCGGGGGAUCCUGCACCGAGACCUCAAACUAGGUAACUUCUUUAUCAACGAGAACAUGGAGCUGCGGCUGGGAGAUUUUGGCCUCGCUGCCAAGCUGGAGACUGUGGAACAGAGGAAAAAAACAAUCUGCGGAACCCCUAACUACUUGGCCCCCGAGGUGCUCAACAGGCAGGGUCACGGCACAGAGUCCGACGUCUGGUCGCUCGGCUGCGUCAUGUACACACUGAUGUGUGGCAACCCUCCCUUUGAGACGCUCGACUUGAAAGAGACGUACAAGUGCAUAAAGGAAGUUCGGUACACCCUUCCCUCCACAAUCUCCCCCGCUGCACAGAAGCUCAUCUCGGGCAUCUUGCAGAAAAAUCCCAGCGACAGACUCACUCUGGAUCAGAUUCUCAACCACGAGUUUUUCAACAAAGCUUUCACCCCCGACAAACUUCCCCCCAGCAGCUGUGUGAUGGUACCAGAGCUCCAUCCUCCAAGCCCGGCCAAGAAAUUCUUCACUAAAAUGGCCAAGAGCUUCUUUGGCAAGAAAAAGGCAAAAGCAGAGAAGAUUCCAUGCGAGGAAAAAGACGACAAGGACAUUUCCAAGCUGGUGUCGGGCAUCGUUAAGUGUUCCAUCAACCGGCAGAUAAGCCACAAAACAGUGGGAGCCAAUGAGGGGCCUUCUCCUGCUGCUCAGCUGGUCAGCCCUGUGCCUCUGGAACAGACUCCUGCCGAGGAGGAAUCCAGGAAGUCCAUAUCCCGAUCCUUCAAGGGCACCAUGGCCAGCAGCACUGAACCAUGUGAAGAUGUCCUGACUCCUUCAGCUGUUGCGGAAGCUGCCAUCAAGGUGCUCAACAGCUGCCUGGCCACCAUGCCUGCAGCUACCAGAAACCCGCCCUGUUUGUCCAGGCCUCAGUCCUUCCUGUGGGUCACGAAAUGGGUCGACUACUCCAACAAAUAUGGUUUCGGCUACCAGCUGUCAAACCAAAGCAUCGGCGUGCUCUUCAAUGAGGGGACGCAUCUCAGCCUUUGUGACCAACGCAGGACGGUUCAUUACUGCUUGACCAACAACAAGCACUUCACGUUCCCGACCCAGUCGCUACCCGAGCAGCUUCGCAGCCAGAAACAGAUUGUUGAACUCAUGGCCAACUACAUGGAGCAGAACCUGAUGGAGGGUGGAGAUCUGCCUUGUGAGGACCAGAACUCCAGCGCCCCUCCUCUGCUGCUUCAGUGGGUGAAGACUGACCACGCUCUCGUCAUGCUCUUCAACAACGGCACCCUGCAGGUGAAUUUCUACACCGACCACACAAAGAUCAUCCUGUGCAAGUCGUCCGACGACGCCUACCUGCUCACCUACAUCAGCCGGGAGCGUGUUUCAUACACGUACCUCCUCAGCAUGCUGAUGGACCUGGGCUGCACCGCCGAGCUACGCCACCGGCUCAGAUAUGUGGUCCAGCUGCUCCAGCACCACACCGACGCCUGAGAGCGCAGCUCUGAUUCCUUCAGGCUGAGAGGCAGAUGCUUCAGAAGCAGCCGGACUAGUUACUGACUUCCUUUUUUUUUUUUUUUUUUUUUUUUUUUUCCUUACUUGGCCUUUGCUAUUUUUUUUUUGUUUACGUUCCUCAUGGCAGUGCAGAGGGCAGGUGAAGCCUGUUUUUUAUUUUAACUGAUGAAACGCCGCUCAACUUGACUGAGUGACAAUCUUUCCUGGACCGCCGUUGGCGGGCGGAUUGGUUUGAAUGACCUUGAUGACGUUGAGCGACCGUGAAGUUACCCAAAGAAGCGUCUGCCUGAAGGGUUUGUGCCUACCAGUUUCUGCCUCAAAAGGUGUCCACCUGGAAGGUUUUGAUGCCUGAUAGAAGAGCUUGGUACCUUGUGUGAAUCGACGGAGAGCGAGUACGUGAAGACCCUCCUUAACUUUCCUUUAAUCACUCAGAACCACUGCUUCUUGGACGGACCUUUGGAACGCCAAUGACCCUGCAGCCUGUCAGCCGGCGGCUGACUGUGCAGGCACGGUUUCUCAAAGGUUCCUAAACACUAAAACAAAACUGUUCAAACGGCUUGCAAAUGAAAAAGGGUUGGUCUUGUGGUUGAAAUGCAGUGAGGCUUUUUUUUUUUUUUUUUUUUAUUAUUUUUUUGUCUGAAAUGCAUUUCAGCAGCAAGUUCCUCCCCCCUGUAGACUGCAACUGUGAUCUUUUUAAGCUGAGUUGCUCUCGGAUUUCAGAAUAGUUUGACUUGAGAGAGAGAACCUCCUACCCUCGGUCGUUUUCUGGCCUUUAUGGAACAUGGCGCACAUUCAUUUUGUUUUUUUUUUUUUUUUUAUAUAAUUUUUUUUUUUCUCUGAAAAUGAGCCAACAGGUCACUUAAGAUCUGAACCUCACACGCACAAUAUUUCUGGGCUCAUUUAAUGAAGGCGAUACUAAACUAUUGCUUCUUUUGAGGCAAUGUCACAUUUUUCUUUUUCUUUUUUUUUUCUUUUUUUUAUUUGAUGCAAAUUUCACAAAUGCGGUACACGAGAUGCUACAGGGACGAACACUGAUUCUGCACUUUUAUUUCGUUUAACUUUUUUUGAUAACUACAUUUUUUGUUUUGUUUUAUACUCACUUGUUGAAUUUUACUAUACAGUUUUUAACCAAAUAUAUUAAAGGUUUCGUUUUUAAAAAGGAUUCCGUUUUUAAAUUCACGCGCAAUAGGUGAAUGUGUGUCCUCUACACAAGCGCCAGGAAAUGAGGUGACGUCAUUGGGAAUGUGAGGGUGUGGAGGUUUGGAUAAAAGUGCCUUUCUGAGGGAUGUCUGUAUAGUGUAAUAACAACCCUUUGAUGAAUGUCGAGCUGGCUACGAGCAAGAUGUCAGAUGGGUUUUUAAAAGGUGGGGUUUACUUUUGCACUUCGAGCCAAGUUUAAAAGUAAACCCAAUAGCACUACACUCACUACCUGGUAUAAGCUUUUAGAACAACUGUUAUAAGUAUAUAGCCCAAUAAUAUCCUCUAUGGAGAAAAAAAGGAAACCUUGUAUUCUGUCGUACUGUACUGUAAUCCUUCUGGUUUACAUUGCUUUCAUGAUCCAGAGUUGUAUCCUUAAAACUGUGACCUGGAAUGCAAGUAUUUCUUACACGUGUUCCCUAAAAACACCCAGUGUUGUGAAAGCCAUCAGCCAAUUCAGAAGAAUCUUUAUUUUUUUGGCACAUAAUGUCUAUUUAUUUUUUUAUUUAUACAUGUUCAUGUGUUUUUUUUGUCUUUUUUUCUUUUCUUUUUUUAUUUAUUGUGUAAAAGUUGCGGUAUUGACAAGAGGAAAUGUUAAAUUCCGAUCACCUUUUUUUUUUGUAUGUCAUGUUUUGGGGAGGGAAGAAAUGGGACAAAAAUAAAGUUUAUUGAAAAUA